AUAAUAUGUGAACUAUUCCGUUUUUGUUAUAGCAGAAACCGACUUUGUGUAAUUGUAAUAAAGUUCAGGAUUCAUUUAAAUGGGUCAUAUCUUUUAAGAUAAAAUUUAUGUAAAUGUUUUUUGACUACUUAAUACGGCCGAUAAGUUACAAGUAAUUUUACAUUCAAAUCAGCCAGUCGCUUGCCACAUUGUUAUUUUGCUGAAUUAAAUUACUUUUCUAAAGAAUAAUCAUGCUUAUCCUAAAAGGGACUAGUUUGAUCAGCGUUAAAAUAUGUGCGCCGCGAAAGUUUCUGCUGGCCAUGGCGGCGUAUUCGUCGAAAGUGUCUCUAAAUGAAGUGGUGAUAGCUUCGGCGGUGAGGACUCCUAUAGGGUCCUUCCGCGGCAGCCUAGCGAGCCUGUCGGCCUCCGAGCUGGGCGCCAUGGCCGUGAAGUCGGCGAUCGAACGAGCCGGCAUUCCCAAGGAGGAAGUCAAAGAGGUAUACAUCGGUAAUGUUUGCUCUGCUAACCUCGGACAGGCACCCGCCCGGCAAGCUGUCAUCUUCGCCGGUCUGCCCAAGAGCACAAUCUGCACCACCGUCAACAAAGUAUGCUCCUCCGGCAUGAAAUCCAUCAUGCUAGCGGCCCAAGGCCUCCAGACCGGGGCCCAAGAUGUCAUGGUCGCUGGAGGCAUGGAGUCCAUGUCCAAUGUACCUUUCUACUUGAAGCGCGGAGAAACCUCAUACGGUGGCAUGCAGCUAGUCGACGGUAUAGUCCAUGACGGCCUCACUGAUGUAUACAACAAAUUCCAUAUGGGCAACUGCGCAGAAAACACAGCCAAGAAAAUGAACAUCUCAAGGCAAGAUCAAGAUGACUACGCUAUUUCAAGUUAUAAGAAGAGUGCUGCCGCUUACGAAACUAAGGCAUUCGCCGAUGAAUUAGUCCCAGUCCCCGUACCACAAAAGAGAGGCGCACCGCCUGUCAUUUUCGCAGAAGAUGAGGAAUAUAAAAGAGUCAACUUUGAGAAGUUUAACAAGUUAGCGACAGUUUUCCAGAGAGAAAACGGUACAGUUACCGCCGGUAACGCCUCUACUCUAAACGAUGGUGCCGCAGCUCUAGUUUUGAUGACCAGAGAGGCAGCGGAAAGAUUAAAAGUGACACCUAUAGCUCGUGUAGUUGGCUUUGCCGAUGGUGAAUGUGAUCCUAUCGACUUCCCUAUCGCGCCUGCAGUUGCUAUCCCUAAGUUAUUAGAGAAAACUGGUGUUAAGAAGGAAGAUGUAGCGCUAUGGGAGAUUAAUGAAGCUUUCAGUGUAGUUGCUGUUGCGAAUAAGAAGUUGCUUGAUAUUGAUGCUUCUAAGAUUAAUGUUCAUGGGGGAGCGGUGAGUCUUGGCCACCCUAUUGGCAUGUCUGGAGCACGUAUUGUGGUCCACUUGUGCCACGCUCUUAAAAAGGGAGAAAAAGGUGUGGCAUCCAUUUGCAAUGGAGGUGGCGGCGCGUCGUCUAUUAUGAUCGAGAAAUUGUAAGUGUCCGAAUCGCGUAUCAGUUUUAAUUUUUUCUAGUAUUGAUAUUGUAUUCUCUUGUGCCUUUUACAAAUAAGACGGCAAGGCGUUGCCUUGCAGGGUUGUAUUUUGUAUAAAAGUUAGCUUUAAGACAAAAUUGUUUUGAAUUACGUUUCCAAUUGUGUAAAUAAGAAUCGAGCGUUACAUAGUAAUUUAUUAUAUUUAUAUCAUGAAUUAUUAAAUCAUUUAUUUGCUGUUUAUUAAUUAAAUGUUUGAUUUCGUUCUUGA
Messenger RNA from Cydia amplana, 1763 nucleotides. It is a transcript of the gene Acat1, whose product is annotated as acetyl-CoA acetyltransferase, mitochondrial. The coding region runs from base 231 to 1499 and encodes 422 amino acids. Gene Ontology annotation, cellular component: mitochondrion. Gene Ontology annotation, molecular function: acetyl-CoA C-acetyltransferase activity. Lineage: Eukaryota; Metazoa; Arthropoda; Insecta; Lepidoptera; Tortricidae. The record is from RefSeq and is a predicted model, not a curated record. Gene Ontology annotation, biological process: fatty acid beta-oxidation. The transcript is spliced from 3 exons.